This is a messenger RNA of Danio aesculapii, 5625 nucleotides long. Its product is annotated as rho-associated protein kinase 2-like. The transcript has 34 exons. Bases 460 to 4944 code for a protein of 1494 amino acids. NCBI's taxonomy places the organism in Eukaryota, Metazoa, Chordata, Actinopteri, Cypriniformes, Danionidae. Gene Ontology annotation, biological process: Rho protein signal transduction; mitotic cytokinesis; smooth muscle contraction. Gene Ontology annotation, cellular component: cytoplasm; cytoskeleton; centrosome. The record is from RefSeq and is a predicted model, not a curated record. Gene Ontology annotation, molecular function: small GTPase binding; ATP binding; Rho-dependent protein serine/threonine kinase activity.
UCAGCGUCCGCAGGGGAGGGACGCGCGCUGCAACAAAGAAACACGCCGUUCACAUUCAUGAAUUCAUCUCUGCUUCAUUUACUUAAAAUAUCACAGUCGAGAGGAUUUUCAAACAGCCUCGGACAUAGAAGGUUUUCCCCCCUGGUGUAACUUAAUUUUGAACAGGAGCAGGAGAGACAGCUUCCUGAACGCGCGCGUCUGUAACCUUUGAUUUUUAUAACGCUGACAGAAGCACGCGGAAAGCUCACCUAGGACACAAAACAACUGCAUUUCUCGUAUUCAUAUAGUGUGUGGAGAUUAUUAGCUUAAGAAGUCGUUCAUCCAGAACUGGGGAGUUUUAAUAGGCGUCGCGUUGAGUCACGGCAGGUAGUGACAAGUUUGAUUCGGACGUUUGAAGGCUCUCAGUCGCGGCUGGAUAUCUGAUGUUUACCGGGAGUUUAAGGACACCGAGCUGCCGCAAUGUCGACCGGAGCGGGGAAGAGAAUAGAGAGCCGGGUGAGAAAACUAGAAACGCUGAUCAAGAACCAGAAAUCACCGUUGAACUUGGAGAGUUUGCUGGAUUCAGUAACUGCCCUUGCCCUUGAUCUGAACCAUCCAGCACUGAGAAAGAACAAAAACAUAGAUGCCUUCUUAAGCAGAUAUGAAAAGGCCGUGUGCAACCUCAGGGAACUACAGGUGAAGCUGGAUGAUUUUGAUCGAGUCAAGCUGAUCGGUCGUGGAGCGUUUGGCGCAGUGCAGCUGGUACGGCACAAAGUGUCUCAACAAGUUUAUGCCAUGAAGCAGCUCAGCAAGUUUGAGAUGGUCAAGCGCUCUGACUCCGCCUUCUUCUGGGAGGAGCGUGACAUCAUGGCUUUCUCCCAGAGUCCUUGGAUAGUUCAGCUGUGCUGUGCAUUCCAAGAUGAAAAGUACCUUUAUUUGGUGAUGGAGUUCAUGCCCGGUGGAGAUCUGGUGACUCUGACCAGCAACUAUGACAUCCCAGAGGAGUGGGCUCGAUUCUACACGGCAGAAGUGGUGAUGGCACUUGAUGCUAUCCAUUCUCUGGGCUUCAUCCACAGAGACAUCAAACCAGACAACAUGCUGCUGGACCGCAACGGACACCUCAAACUCGCAGACUUUGGCACAUGCAUGAAAAUGGACUCGACUGGUAUGGUACGCUGUGACACUGCUGUUGGGACACCUGAUUACAUUUCUCCAGAGGUUUUAAUGUCUCAAGGAGGAACUGGUUUUUAUGGCCGGGAGUGUGACUGGUGGUCUGUUGGUGUUUUCAUUUAUGAGCUUCUAGUGGGUGACACACCGUUUUAUUCCGAGUCACUGGUGGGCACAUAUGGAAAGAUCAUGGAUCACAAGAACAGCUUAACUUUCCCAGAUGAUAUAGAAAUGUCAAAGGAUGCCAAAGAUCUCAUCUGUGCCUUUCUGAGUAGCAGGGAGGUGAGGCUUGGCCGGACUGGAGUGGAUGAAAUAAAAUGUCACCCCUUCUUCAAGAACGAUCAGUGGACCUUCGACACCAUACGAGACACCAUGGCUCCAGUGGUGCCGGAGCUGAGGAGCGAUAUUGACACCAGUAACUUUGAUGAUGACAUUAAGGAUGAUCCGCUAGGAACAGAGACGUUCCCUCCGCCCCGUGCCUUCGCAGGGAACCAGCUACCAUUUGUGGGUUUCACCUAUUUCAGGGAGGACCAAUUGUUAACUCAACAAAAUAAGUGUUCAGAUGAGGAGAUCAUUGAAGAUCACUGUUUAAACCACACAGAGUCCAACGACCUGGAGAAGAGGCUGAAAAAGUUGGAGGAAAAAUUCAAACAUGAGAUGCAAGCAAAGGAAGAACUGGAAAAUAAAUGCCGAACAGCAAAUCAGCGGCUGGAGAAAUUGUCCAAAGAUCUUGAAGAAGAAGUGAAUGCGAGACAGGAGGCGGAAGACAACCUAAGAUCUCUGGAGAGAGAGAAAGUUUUACUGAAACACCAGCGUACAGAGAGCGUAAGAAAAGCUGGUCUAGAGACAGACAGAAAACGGCUGCUGGAGAAUGAAGUAAGCAGCCUGAAAGAGCAGCUUGCCGAACUGAAGAAGAAGAACCUGAACUCUCAUCUGUCUGCUGAGAAGAACAUUCACUUGGAAAGACAGCUGGAGGAGGUGAGUGCCAAGCUUCAGGCCGAGCUGGAGGAGUCGGAGAGGCUGAAGAAGGCCCAGACCGAGGCCUUUAGGCAGUCCCAGCAGCUGGAGCUUUCUCUUAGGGAGCUGCAGGAGCGUCUGGCCCAGCUGGAGAGCAGCAGGCUGGGUCUGGAGCAGGAGAAACUCAACCUGCAGACCUCGCUGGAGCUGGAGAAACGAGAGAGAAACGUCAGCUCAGAGACCAUCACUGACCUGCAGGGUCGUAUCUAUGGACUGGAGGGUGAGUUAAAGCACAUAAAGAGUUCUCUAUCAAAAGCUGAAGUUGAGAAAAGACAAUUACAGGAGGAUCUUACAACCCUGGAAAAGGAGAAGAAUAAGCAGGAGAUCGACCUCUCCUUUAAACUUAAAGCACUUCAGCAGAGUCUGGAGCAGGAGGAGGCUGAACAUAAAACCACUAAAGCCAGAUUGGCCGACAACAACAAAAUCAACCAAUCCAUAGAGGAGGCAAAGUCUGAGACCCUGAAAGACAUGGAACAUAAGCUGCUUGAGGAACGGUCUGCGAAGCAACAACUGGAAAACAGACUGAUGCAGCUGGAGAAGGAAAACUCCAUAUUAGACUGCGAUUACAAACAAGCAAAACAUGAGCUUCAGGAGCUCUGCUCGCUCAAAGAAAAUCUCACAGAGCAGGUGGAGGUGCUGAAUGUGCGGGUGCAGCAGGAGACACAGAGGAAAACUCUCUGUCAAGGGGAUCUCAAAGUACAGAGGCAGGAGAUCAACAGCCUGCGGUCAUCAGAACAACAGCUCAAACAAGAGCUCAACCAUCUGCUGGAGCUCAAACUCAGCCUGGAGAAACAAAACCAGGAGCUGUCUAGGGAGAGAGAAGAAUCCGAGAUGCAGCUGAAGGAGGUGAAGGACCAGCUGGAGGCUGAGCAGUACUUCACGAAACUGUAUAAGACUCAGAUUCGAGAGAUGAAAGAGGAAAGCGAUGAAAAGGUUAAACUCUACAAAGACGCUCAGCAGAGAAUAGAGGACCUGCAGGAAGAGAGGGACUCGUUAGCAUCUCAGUUGGAGGUGAGCCUGACGAAGGCAGACUCUGAACAGUUGGCUCGCUCCAUCGCUGAAGAGCAGUACUCAGACCUGGAGAAAGAGAAGAUCAUGAAGGAACUGGAGAUCAAAGACAUGAUCGCAAGACACCGGCAGGAUCUCGCAGAAAAAGAUGGUACUAUCAACUCGCUGGAGGAAUCAAACCGUACGCUGACUGUGGAUGUUGCCAACCUGGCUAAUGAGAAAGAAGAGCUCAACAAUAAACUCAAGCACAUACAGCAAAAGCUGGAGAAGACCAAAGAAGAAGAGAAACAGAUUAAAUCUCUCACGGUGUCAUAUGAGAAGCAGAUACAGGUGGAGAAAACACUCAAGAUUCAGGCUAUAAACAAGCUAGCGGAGGUCAUGAAGAAGACGGACGGCAGGCCACAGCAAAUCAACAACACAGACAUCCGCAGGAAGGAGAAGGAGAUCAGACAACUCCAGCUGCAGCUCCGCACGGAGAAAGAAAAGCUCAACCACUCCAUCAUCAAAUACCAGAGAGAAAUCAACGAUAUGCAGGCUGUGAUAGCAGAGGAGUCUCAGGUGCGUCUGGAGAUGCAGAUGUCUCUGGACAGUAAAGACAGUGAUAUUGAGCGUCUGCGUGGUCAGCUCACAUCUCUGAGCAUUCAUUCUCUGGACACCACCAGCAUCAGCAGCACCGGCAACGACAUGGAAUCAGACGAGGCUUAUCCAGUGAGAAUCACACACUCACACACCUCGGAGUCUAUGUCCUUCACAUACCAGCGAAGCUCCAAGUCUGUGUGUAUUGAUACCCGGCCCUGUCGAAUCGCUCCUCGCUUCUCCUCUGACUCUGAGGAAGAGGAGGAUGAGGAAGAUGAGUGGAGGCAAACACCUGCCCUCACAUAUGAGACCCCUCAUGACCCAGAGGCUGCAGCCACAGAGUCCGGUCUUGAAGGAUGGCUCUCAAUGCCUGCCAAAAACACUAAACGGUUUGGAUGGGAUAAGAAGUAUGUGGUCGUGAGCAGCAAGAAGAUCCUGUUUUAUGACUCUGAACAAGACCGAGAGCAGUCCAGUCCAUUCAUGAUCCUGGACAUUGACAAACUCUUCCACGUGAGACCCGUCACUCAAACAGAUGUUUACCGCGCAGAUCCCAGAGAAAUCCCUCGCAUCUUUCAGAUAUUAUAUGCGAAUGAAGGAGAGAGCAAGAAAGAGGAGCUGGCAGUGGAGUCAUUAUCUGUGACUGAGAGGUCAUUGUGUAUCCCACACAAGGGUCACGAGUUUAUUCUGACGCUUUAUCACUUCCCCUCGAGCUGCGAGGUCUGUCCACGACCCCUGUGGCAUGUCUUCAAACCUCCGCCGGCCCUCGAGUGCAGACGCUGCAGAGUCAAGUGCCAUAAAGACCACAUCGAUCGCAAAGAGGAGGUCCUCGCUCCAUGUAGAGUGAAUUAUGACAUGUCCACAGCGAAAGAGAUGCUGCUGCUAGCGAGCUCCACUGAGGAGCAGCAAAAGUGGGUCAGUCGGCUGCUCAAGAGGGUUCCUCGUAAACCCUCCAUCGCCCACUCGUCCAGCAUAGCCAUAUCCGCUGCGCCCUCAGAGGCGUCACCCUCUGCCCUUUCCCCUCAGCCCUCACCUCACCUCGCUCAGUCUUCACCCAGACUUUCACACCGAGCAGCCGUCAAAGUGCACUCCACACGACAGCAGCCCUCCAGCAAGAACAGAUUGCUUGAAAUGGGCCUGAAGGACUGGGGUUGGGCUCUUGAGGUUGAAAUGGAUGAUGACGAUGUUUUAGACUUCUGAGGACUUGUGUUUUUGGGGCUAACCUUGGUGAAGGCCGGAGAGGUGAUCAUCCAUCUGGGGUCUAUGAAAGCGGAAAAUGUCAUAGUGUUCAUUUGGGCUAAUGGCAGGACAUCCAAGUGCCAAACACCACAAUAUAAAUGACUAGGGAAGGGGACGGUAUAUAAUAUUUAAAUACAGCACAAGCCAUAAAUCACCUAAAGUGGCUAGUUUCAAUUUUAAGUCAUUUUAAGAGUAGAGUGUUGUGUGUCUUCCUACUACACAGUUUGUCGAAACUUGUUUCUUCUAAGCUUUUAAAAUUUCAGAGAUUAUUUUUGGACUCCUUACAGGGUUGCUAGUAAGUGUGACUGGUUGCUCAAGUGUGUUUCAGAGAAAAUGAACGAUAAUUACGUGAUCAUCAGGAUUUAUAUACUCAAGUAUUAUAUCUAUUUUUGUUAGGAAACACAAAUAUUUAGUGGCACAGAUUAUAUUUUUGUCAUCUGUUAUUUUAAAGAAAAACUUCAAGAAGCAUUACGUCUGCUCUAUGUAUUCUUGAAGACUGAUAUCAUGAUGCAAAGAUGCAUAUUUUAUUAAAUGCUAUGACGAAUUUGUAUGCAUAGUGGAACAUGAAGACCUACGGUCCAAACAUUUUCUUUAUUUUAUCAUUUUGUGAAAUUGUUAAUAAAAAAAGCUUUAUUGAUGGAA